AUGACGCAAUGACGCAUGUUCGAUUCACGUUGACAAAACGGGACGGCACGUGGACGCAAUCACGGCACUGUUCGUCAAACGGCGCCCGUCCCUUUCGUCGGGCGUCCGUCCUCUCGAAGGAUGCCGCCGUCUCAUUCCAGCAACAAGACAGGCCUUCUAGCAGCUCGGCUUACGCUACGUUGGGCAUGGCCGGAGUUCCCAAUGACCAACACUCCCCCUACGCUUCGAUCCGUCCGCCCGCCCGCCAUGGACGCGGCCCAGCGCUGCCCCCGGCCGCCUAUAUAUAGGCCACGCGUCCUCCUUGCAACUCCCCUGGUUGGUGGCGGUGAUGAGCAGCGAGCGCGUCGACAAGUGAUUGAGAUCGCCAUGGGGUCCUUGGAAGGCGACGUGGCCACCUCGCCCUCGCUGUCCAGCACCGGCAGCAGCGGCACCGGCGCCGGCAACGACAACCAUGGCGGCGGCGAGGUGAGGAUAUACGCCUGCUUCGCGCACGGCGCGUCCAACAGCCUCGAGUGCUACGAGCCGGGCGCCAACACGUGGCGCCGCGUCGGCGGCCUCCCGGGGGUGCCCCACGGCCACGUGCUCAAGGGCUUCGCCGUCGUCGCCGUCGCCGAGUCCGUCUACGUCAUCGGCGGCCGCCUCUGCCGCAGGGAGGCCGUGCCCGGCGGCGACUACCGCGACACCGACGUGGGCGUGCGCGCCGACGUGCUCCGCUACGACGUGCGCCGCGGGGAGUGGCGCUGCUGCGCGCCGCUGCUGGUCCCGCGCGUCGACUUCGCGUGCGCGCCGUGCCGCGGCAGGAUCUGCGUCGCCGGCGGGCUCUGCUCGCUCUCCGGCGCGCGGGGCACGGCGGCCGCCGAGGUGUACGACCCGGAGACCGGCCGCUGGUCGCCGCUCCCGGACAUGAGCACGCUGCGGUACAAGUGCGUGGGCGUGACGUGGGAGGGCGGGUUCCACGUGGUGGGCGGCUUCGCCGAGAGCACCACGCCGGCGGCCGCGCCCGGCGAGGCGCAGUCGUCGGCGCUGGAGCGGAGCUCCGCCGAGGUGUUCAACUGCGCUCGCGGCGUGUGGGAGAUCAUCCCGGGGAUGUGGCAGCUGGACGUGCCGCCCAACCAGAUCGUGGCGGUGGCCGGCCGGCUCUUCAGCUCCGGCGACUGCCUCAACAGCUGGAAGGGCCACGUGGAGGUCUACGACGGCGAGCUCAACAUCUGGAGCGUCAUGGACCACUCGGCGCUGUCGGACCUGGCGCUGCUCGCCAGCAACCUGCCGCCAUCAGCGCAGCAGCUGUACCUCACCAUGGCCGUGGUGGGCACGCGGCUCUUCUUCCUCGCCGGGUACGAGAUCGCCGGCGACGACGACGAGAGCUUCAGGACGGUCUCGCUGGUGCACAGCUACGACACCAGCGCCGCGCCGGGGCUGGCGCCGGCGUGGAGCAGCUUCCAGCCCAAGAUGGACCAUGACAACAACGUCGAGGACGGCAGCAAGGAGCUCUUCAGCCAGUGCUGCUCCGUGCAGCUCUCCAGCUGAUCAACUGCAGGCCUCAGUCCAGUCCAGUACACACAGUCAGUCCGUCUGUAUCAUGGUUUUUAUUACCAUGAAAAAAAAAUUGCUACUUGUGCUGUUGUGGUAAAUUCGUGUGACUGUAUUUUUCCUUUCUUUGUGGAGUGGACA
Molecule: messenger RNA, 1671 nt
Organism: Triticum dicoccoides
Lineage: Eukaryota; Viridiplantae; Streptophyta; Magnoliopsida; Poales; Poaceae
Product: kelch-like protein 17
Exons: 1
Coding region: 121-1527 (468 amino acids)
Molecular function (GO): protein binding
Source: RefSeq, a predicted model, not a curated record